Messenger RNA from Lepus europaeus (European hare), 1688 nucleotides. It is a transcript of the gene CHST1, whose product is annotated as carbohydrate sulfotransferase 1. Gene Ontology annotation, molecular function: N-acetylglucosamine 6-O-sulfotransferase activity; keratan sulfotransferase activity. The record is from RefSeq and is a predicted model, not a curated record. The transcript has 4 exons. Bases 408 to 1643 code for a protein of 411 amino acids. Gene Ontology annotation, cellular component: Golgi membrane. Gene Ontology annotation, biological process: N-acetylglucosamine metabolic process; keratan sulfate proteoglycan metabolic process; carbohydrate metabolic process. NCBI's taxonomy places the organism in Eukaryota, Metazoa, Chordata, Mammalia, Lagomorpha, Leporidae.
GGCCCCCGGCGAGCCUGACUCCGGACCCGAGGAUGGAGCCGGCGCUGGGCGCCGCAGCGGCUCCCGGCGCGCCCCCGACCAGAACAGGCUUCCAGAAGUGCUGGGCUGUGCCCUUGGCGCUGUAACUUCCGCUGUGCCCCGCGUGCCAAGGCCGGGAAUGCGCCCUGGUCCACUGCUGGCUUGAGUCUCAGGUAGCUGCACUCCUCUGCCGUGCGCCUGGAGGAAGACUGGCCCUCCAGAGCGGCCCGUGGACCCGCAGGCCCGAGACUGCUGGCUGUGACGCUGCCCUCAGGCUGGAACCAGUGGCCAGGCCCAGAGACGACGCUGGUGGCUGGGGACCCGCUGGCUCAGAGCGCUCCCUCUUAACCUCGCGCCGUGCAGAAGCAGCUCCAUGAAGGUGCCCAGCCAUGCAAUGUUCUUGGAAGGCUGUCCUCCUCCUCGCCCUGGCCUCCAUAGCCAUCCAGUACACGGCCAUCCGCACCUUCACUGCCAAGUCCUUCCACACGUGCCCGGGGCUGGCCGAGGCCGGGCUGGCCGAGCGGCUGUGCGAGGAAGGCCCCACCUUCCCCUACAACGCCUCCCGCAAGACCCACAUCCUCAUCCUGGCCACGACGCGCAGCGGCUCCUCCUUCGUGGGCCAGCUCUUCAACCAGCACCUGGACGUCUUCUACCUGUUCGAGCCCCUCUACCACGUGCAGAACACGCUCAUCCCGCGCUUCACGCAGGGCAAGAGCGCGGCCGACCGGCGGGUCAUGCUGGGAGCCAGCCGCGACCUGCUGCGCAGUCUCUACGACUGUGACCUCUACUUCCUGGAGAACUACAUCAAGCCGCCGCCCGUCAACCACACCACCGACCGCAUCUUCCGGCGCGGCGCCAGCCGCGUGCUCUGCUCGCGCCCCGUGUGCGAGCCCCCGGGCUCCCCGGACCAGGUCCUGGAGGAGGGCGACUGCGUGCGCAAGUGCGGGCUGCUCAACCUCACCGUGGCCGCCGAGGCCUGCCGCGAGCGCAGCCACGUGGCCAUCAAGACCGUGCGCGUGCCCGAGGUGAGCGACCUGCGGGCUCUGGUCGAAGACCCGCGCCUGAACCUCAAGGUCAUCCAGCUGGUGCGGGACCCGCGCGGCAUCCUGGCGUCGCGCAGCGAGACCUUCCGCGACACCUACCGGCUGUGGCGCCUGUGGUACGGCACGGGCAGGCGGCCCUACAACCUGGACGUGACGCAGCUGACCACGGUGUGCGAGGACUUCUCCAACUCCGUGUCCACCGGCCUCACGCGGCCGCCCUGGCUCAAGGGCAAGUACAUGCUGGUGCGCUACGAGGACCUGGCCCGGAACCCCAUGAAGAAGACCGAGGAGAUCUACGGCUUCCUGGGCAUCCCCCUGGACGGCCACGUGGCCCGCUGGAUCCAGAACAACACGCGGGGCGACCCCACGCUGGGCAAGCACAAGUACGGCACGGUGCGCAACUCGGCGGCCACGGCCGAGAAGUGGCGCUUCCGCCUCUCCUACGACAUCGUGGCCUUCGCGCAGAACGCCUGCCGCCGCGUGCUGGCGCAGCUCGGCUACCGGGUGGCCGCCUCCGAGGAGGAGCUCAAGAACCCGGCCGUGAGCCUGGUGGAGGAGAGGGACUUCCGCCCGUUCUCGUGACGCGGGCCGCCGCGCCGCUAGCUGUUGCCUUAUCCCCUCCCCGUC